CUACAACGUACGUUCUGACGUAGUUUAAGCUAACUAUGGAUUGGGGAUCAAAACUUUAUCAGUGCACAAUCUGCUUAAAGCGUUUUAACACAGAAAUUGGCCGUGUUGAUCAUCAAAUGGAAGUACAUGGUGAUUAUUCAUUUUAUGGAGUAUUCACUUGUUCAUACGAAUCGUGUACCCGGACACGUACUUUUCGACGCCAAGUUGACGUAGGCAAUCAUUUGAAAAACCCUGGCAAGUGGCACCAGAGAAGAGGUAAUAUUAAUCAAAAAUAUAACUUUUACAUACACUUUCAAUACGUGAGCUAAUACCCGAAGUCUUUGGGGUAUGGUAUGAAGGGAAAAUGAAAGUCAAACCAGGAAUUAAGCUUAAGAGAAGGCGUUUAGUGCGACGAAUUCUAACCGAAAGCGAGGCUUUGACGCUACAACAUUUGUAAAGUAAACUGGAAGCGAUAAAACAAAACAUACAAGCUAAAUGUGCUUGAUAGUCAAAACAUGCGUGAACAGAUUCCGAGUGAUAGAGGACCCAAAAUCGCGGCGUUCUGUGCAUUUUAUACAUUCUUAGUGGGAGUCCAAAAGAAUGCUAGCUACAUACAUGCGACGCAUACUUAAUAACAACCUUAUACAAAAUUUAACAAAUUAUCGUCAAUGCUAUGUGGAGAUUUCAUCGAAGUUUGAAAUUAUUUAGAGACUUUUUAUCGAUUUACGUUUAUAUGGUUGGUUUUCACAUGACGUCACUAAAAGUCAAACUACGAAACUAUCGAUCCUACUGACAUUUUACUUUCAUGGUGUAUUAGAGCAGCUGAAAACUAAUUUUCAAACAAAUUUUUGCUUCAAAAGGGUUCUUGGUUUUGUGAUAAAGUACGCUUGAAUUUCUAAGCUUUUGCGUGACGCAGCAUUUACAUGACGGCCUAGAGAGCUGUCAUUUAGGUUAAAAAAGUGACUUUUUUUGAGGAAUUUUGCUAUCUAAACAGUUCAAGUAUUAGAAAGAGUAUUACUUUAAUGUUUGUGAGUUCCUCUAGGAGUAAAUUCACGCUUUUUUAGCAAAACUCGGUAACAGAUGUUUCUGUUGGUUUCUGUCCGCCAUGUUGGAGCUCAUCCGGAUGAGCUCCAGCAUGGCGUCUCCUAGUCUCCCUCGCAGCCGUUUUUAGUAUCAUCACGCAACGCUCCUAGUGGAGAGGAGCGUUGCGUGACGAUACUAAAAACGGCUGCGAGGGAGACUAGGCGUCUCCAUACAAAGCUCUAUAAAUUUGGGUAAAACAUUUCCUCGGAUAUCUCGUAUACGAAUUAUUCCUUCGACCCAAAUCUUGAUGAGGGUCUUUGUAUAUUUACCUCCUUUCAUUUCCCAGAUUCUGGACUUUAUCUGUCGAAUGGUUUUGAUUUUUAUUUUGAUCUAUUUUGAAUGGCGUGACACUGAAAACCAGCAAUUCCUGAAAGAACUCAGAAACAGAUUGAGCAAAAUUACAAGCACUUCAUUUGGUACCAUUUUUUGACUGCUGUCAUUCAAGGAGGCCGAAUUAACAGAAGAAACUGAAUUGAAAUGUCGACAAACUGAAUAAACUUAAGAAAUUUCACGUUUUGCCUUUUUUGUGAUAAGUGAAAUACAACAAUCACACAAGAAAAAUUGACUUAAGCAAUGGACGAAAAAAAUCCUAAAUAUAGUCUAUCACAUCUAAAAACAAUUUGGGCACUUACUUCAAGUUUUGUUAAGGCGAGUGUCGAAAAAAAGUUAUCGUAUUUUUCGUUUUUGCGUACAUUUCACUAAUCAAGAAGGUGAUUUUUAUGGAGUUUUUCAGGUUCUAGUUCCAGGUAUUAGCGAAAAGUAGAAUUGCCGGAAGCGAUCACUGAUUCAUAAUAUUUUCAAAGUGCCCUCUGGGUAUUUCUUCGCGUCAACCCUACUUCAGUUUUGCAAUAUCUAAGUCCGUCUUUCUUUCUGUGUUUGACCCUUGUACUGUAACCCGUCAGUAAAGUUCUGAAAGUUUACUGCCUCCUACUACACAAGUUUCACUUCCUUGGGUUUUUGCUGCGGUCAUUGUUCUUGCCCUUCUUCCUCUUUGCCUGCUUUAAGAGACUUUACGGACACCCGAAUAAUAUAUACAGACACCAUUGCACGUCCCCUUGAUGUCCGUAUUAACCGGGCUCCACUGCAUUCAGUUUGGAAAUCGGCCAUUGCACUCGCAGUUCGUGCAAAGAACAAAAGAUAAUGUGAACGUCAGAUUUACAUGAAGCUCUACCCAAACGGCAAUUUGACACUGUAAUGGUAUUUUCCAAAGUGGCCCAUACAAGGCCUUAUGUCACGCCGUUUUCACGGACCGGUUUAUUCUUAGAGCACUUUUUUCCCGCGAAAAUAGAAGCUUUUCUCCGUCGAUGUGCGCAUUGUACCUCAAGGGGCAUUUCUAGGACCGAUACUUUUCCUUUUGUUCGUCAACGAUAUGCUUCUCCACUUUCACAAGCAAGUAGUAAACUAUGGACAUUUACGCAGACGAUUCCACCUUGUCUUUAAGUUCAAAUUGGAAAACCAUUUCAUAACUAAAUCAAUUUAUCUAAGGACCUAACAGACACAGAGUGAUGGGCUACAGAGAACAAAGAAAAUGUAUUUAAAUACGCAAAAAUCAAAAGCUUAAUGGUUCGUGUUUCCGCACCAAUUCGCAGGACCACAAUUUUCUUACGAUUAAAAAAAAUACAAAUAGAUUUAUCAUUUAGCCCUAAAGGUGUAGUUAAGGUGUCCUGUCUAUCUGUUCUACAGUGACUUAGGGCCUGUUUACAUGGAGUGGGGGACCCCGGUCUAGUGGGGUUGGUUUCUUUUGUUUUCACGCUCUGGGGGACACAAAACAAAAGAAACUUACCCCACUAGACCGGGGUCCCCCACUCCAUGUAAACACGGUCUUAAAUUGUUUCUCGAAUUGCAGGUGUAGAAAAUUCCAUCUUCCACCUCGUUCCCAUGUUCCUUUCCCUUCCUUCCACGAGGAAGGAAGAGAAAGGAAUCUUUGAACGAGCUCGCUCUAGCCCGGAAGUAAAUAAGUUCGUAAGUGAUGAGCUCCAACCAGAUGGCGAAUUUCAUGGUCUGUUAAAUAAUGCCAUUGAUUCCUUGUACCGAGAACUUCAGAAAGGCUUGGAGUAUACAAACUACGGAAUUCAUAACUUGAUCAAGGUAACUGCUUACACCGCCCCCUGCCCCUCCCCACUAGCGCUAAAUUAUCGUUGUAGAUGUUUUUAAUUUUCAACAAUAUCCCAAGAGAGGUAAUCGGAUUCUGCCCUAGAAGAGACUGGAUUUAUUUCAAAAGCGUGUAGCACAGGAAAACCAUCCGGCAGUUGAAAUGUUUGCCUCUGCCAGUUAUUUCAAAAGGCGAUAGUUUUUUAAUACAGUGAAAGAUGCUAGGAAAUAGUAAAAUUUGAAACACAGGUAAAUGACUGCCACAACUCCUGCCAUGUUAAAACACUUCUUGAAAGUACAAGAUAAACUAAGUCGUUCCAAGAAUACAUGAAUCGGUUCACCUCUCCUUCCCUCAAUAAUGUUUCGUGGGUUUGCUUGGACAUAGACGUCUUCAAAAUCAACAUGAAGGGGAAGUGGAGAAGAAAUUCGCAAGCGUUUCUCAACAAUUAUGACCAGGGAUGUAUCUUUAAUACCAAAUCACUGAUUUUUAUCCUUAAAAGUUACGAGUAGCGUCUCCGAUACUUUGGCCUUAGAGUCCCGUCUGCUAAUCAAGAGGGGUUUCUAGAUCUUGGGCCGCGGUCGUCGUGAGUUUAGCACGAAAGCAAUAAUGAAACGUGCUAUGAUUAGAUUCUACAUGUCGCCUUGUCAUUUUAGGGCGGAUCCAUUGCAAAAGGCACUGCAUUAAAAAACAACGCCGACCUGGAUUGCGUGAUGGUCAUGAACGGUAUUGAAAACGCUUCCCAGUUGAGCAGCAAACUACCUGACAUCUUGUACAUGCUAGAGUCACGCUUGGGGAGCAGUAUAGGGGACUCCUGGAGUUUGACUUCCAUAAAGAAGACGCGGUUCUCCUUGCAGUUUAACAUGUCACGUUAUUUCAACCCUGGGGAGUCUGUUAAGGUUGAUCUUUUGCCCACAUUUGAAGCAAGCGUAGCGGGCAUCGAUGGUACGUACGUAACCGCAAGAGUUGAAACGCUGAGUUACUCAUAGAGUAGUUAGUGCACGGUUGUUUGAAUGAGAGGCCCCCUUGAAGAAAUUCCCAGUUAACUCAACGUUCAUAACCCAGCCUAACUUAACUCAUCGUACAACUUCUUUUUACCCUAUGUACAAAUGAAAUUGUUCACCCGGUUUUGACUGAAGUCAGCAAAAUGUAUAAAACAGUGAAUCGCCGCUUCAAGUAAAAUUCAUAAGAUGGGGUAUGUCUCAUCAUCAGGUUCUCUCGUUCCUACUAGAUGCAUGGCGACAGUUUCAAAUUCCCCCAACCUAGGGGUUUGCACAACAAUCCAAUAGUAUACCUACCCAGGGGACAGCUCUCAAAAUAAAAUUCCCAUGAGAAGGCAUUAGUGCCCUCCAUUCUCACCAGGGGCUUACCAUUUCCUACGUAGGUGCAACAGACAUGCAUAAUCUUUGCGCGCAGAUUAAACUACUAAACAGUGAGUUUUGGGUUGUUGGUCAACUGCCCAUCAGUGAAGCUAAAGACAUGCGCAAUCUUGAAAAACGAUUUAUGAAAUUUUAUUACAUCUUUUAUGAUGUUGAAUCUGAGGAGAGAUCUAAUCUUAUCAGCGUUUAGUAAAAAUACUUUUAUGAUGUUACAUCUAAGCAGAGAUUCAAUAUUCUUUGUCUUAGGGCGAGAAAGGUUUUACAGAAAAAUGCUUGAGGACAGAAAGAACUGGCCAUACUACUCCGCUGCCCUUGUGUUGGUUCAAAAACACUUCGUCAAGGAACGGCCUGCACUCGUAAAAGGCUUGAUUCGGUUGGUGAAGUACUGGCGCAAGACGUAUAUUCCACAGAGUGGUAGUAAGCAUGUCCCACCCUCCUAUCUUCUGGAGCUUCUCACAAUACACGCCUGGGAAAAUGCAAAUCAGCCAGAAAGCUUUGACUUGAAGAUUGGUUUUAAAGCUGUUAUGGAGGUUCUAAAGAAUCACCAAAGUCUUCGUGUUUCCUGGGGAGAUUACUACAGAAAGAGUUUAAUUCCAAGCAGGUACAUUCAUGGAGUGUUCUAAAUUAGUUUAACCAGAAUAAACGAACCGCCUGUUAGAUUCUUGAGGACAUAGGCCGUCUCGGAUGUUUGUAAACCGGUAUGCUCUUUUUACCUUAUUUCAACCAGUUACCAAAUCCGCUAGGAAUGUCUGUCGAGGCAAGAAAUUCGUAACACGUUAAUUUUAGAAAUAGAGCAAUUGGACAAACUUUCUUUUACUGGAGAAUUUUAUUUAUGGCAUAUUUUCCUUUUUGGCAUUUCAGUCUCCUGUAUGGGCCAUAUGUAAUUGAUCCUGCCAACCCAACCAACAACCUGCACGACGCUGUUGACUGCUGGGAUGAGGUGAAAAAGGUUGCAGAGGAAACCAUGCGGAAACCCCUUCUCAGAGAUGUGUGGGUUACAGCUAACUGGAGAUGAAGAACCACGAUUUUAAUUAGAUUUAUUUGUAAUAUGUAGAGUCCCUAAAGGGAUUAGGGUAUAAUUUUGGGUGUGUAGUGUUUAGCAGCCUGGCGUGUCAUCGAUGGCGUCAUCAACUAUGUAACCGCG
This is a messenger RNA of Porites evermanni, 5674 nucleotides long. NCBI's taxonomy places the organism in Eukaryota, Metazoa, Cnidaria, Anthozoa, Scleractinia, Poritidae. The record is from the annotation of a GenBank genome assembly.